GUGGAGGUGGAGGAGGAGGAGCAGCAGGGUUUCAAGUGAAGGAUGCCAGAGAAAAGCUGGCGCAGAAAGAUGCUCGCUUCAAAAUCCGUGGCAGGGGGGGAGGAGGAGCCGGAGGAGUGCAGGAUGCUCGUCAGAUGAUCAACUCGCGCAAACAGGGGCAGAAUCAGUUCAGUGUCCCUGCACAGACCACGCAAAAGACCGCAGUAACACACCAGCUACAGAGCCAUGCGCUUGUGCCACAGAUACAGAUACACACCAACAAUCUUGCCGGUGUGAACACAAGGCACUUUGCCCCUAAUGUACAAGGACUGAGUGGGAGGGCUAGUGCAAUGCCACAGCUGAGCAAUAAUAAGAGAAUGAUGGAUGCUCGUGAUAGGCUGAGCCUCAAGAGGAGCAUUGGAGGGACACAGACACUGGCAGUUGCCACACCACCCCUAAAAAUAACUAAGACUAUCCAGCAGCGUCCAGUAGGGAUGUCAGGUGGAAUACGUCCAGUUACACAGCCUGUCUCAAAUGAACACGAUGGCAUCUCCACUAAACAAAUGAAGAUCACCACAGCUAAUAGUAUGCUACAGUCUCGGCCUGGUGCAGUCGGCUCCACAUUCUCCAUGUCAGCCCCGAUCACCAAGGUGGUUAAAAAUGAUGCUUACACCGCCCCACGUCCUCCUGUCCCUGUGGCUCCCACCCGGCCCAACACCAGCAUGGCCGCUGCCCGGUCCUCAGCUGCAGCCUUACAGCCAGUCUCCAGGACCCUCCAGCAAAGCGCAGCAGAAACCAGUACAACAGCUCCUACUCCUCCUCAGCCUGCUUUCAGUCCUUUGGAGGGGACAAAAAUAACGGUGAACAACCUGCAUCCCCGGGUCACUGAGGAAGACAUAGUUGAAUUGUUCUGUGUGUGCGGAGCCUUGAAGCGAGCACGACUGGUUAAGGUGGGCGUUGCUGAAGUGGUGUUUGUACGUAAAGAGGAUGCCGUGAGCGCAUACAGAAAGUACAACAACCGCUGCCUGGACGGCCAACCCAUGAAGUGUAACCUUCAUAUUCAGGGAAAUGUCAUCACUUCUGAUCAGCCCAUUCUAUUGAGGCUCAGUGAUACUCCAGGGAUAGGUGGUGGUACAAAAAAAGACGGUCUGCCCCCCUCCUUGUCUCGCCCUGCCGGUCAGCGAGCCUCUUCUCAGCCCACUCCAGAGGUGGACCCCCAGACCAUCCUCAAAGCUCUGUUCAAGUCCACUGCACAGUCCACCUCCACCACUGAGCCCCCAAGCUCACAGGCCACUGCCUUUCGCAUCAAGAUAUAGCUCAUGUCUAGUGUGAAUACGCUGUCUGUUCAUAAACAUAUAACUGCAUUCUCAGUGUUCACAUACAAACUGUGUUUUUCACCCUGACAGCGGCAGGCGGCGCGAGUUUUCUCAUAUGAAGCCGAUUUUUACACAUUUGAUAUACAUGACUUCACUGAAAUUCAUGGAUACCCAACAUCUUGUUGUAUGGUAUCCAAAUGUCACCUGUUUGUUCCUGAGAUGGACCAGUGGAAAGAAGUGUGAUGUGAUUUGUUAUUUUAAUCCAAUGUGGUGGGGGUUGCCAAAUCAAACUCGAUAUGUAGGGAUUUUUUUUAUUUUUCAUCAAUUCGAUGCCAAACUAUAAGAAUAUGUUGAGUCAUUUUAAUACUCCAGUAUAACUCCAGCUACCCAAUGCCCCAAAUUAAAAGGAAAGGAGUAAAAAAAAAAAAAAAAUAGACCUAAAAGUCUAAUUGACGGACACUUAGCAGCAUUGAAAGAUAGCGUUUAAUGAGAGGAGGUCCCGUAUAUCCACACAGGUGUGUUCAGUUAUAUCAUUGGACCAUAGAAAUAAAACAAGAUAGACUAAACCUAAAUAGAAGAAACACAAAACGGUAGAUACAGCAUCUUUCUGAUCAGGCAGGACAAUGAAGGUGUCCUCACCAAAUCCUUGCCACAAGUCCAUUCUAUCCAACUUCAACUUGAGAAGAGGUCUUCCUAUCCAAAAUAACUGAAAACACUUGUGUGAGUCAGUCAGGGGUAGACAGAAGUGUAAACACCAUAAUUUCAGUAAACCAGUUAUCAUGCAGUCAUUUAUGUUGAUACUAUGUUUUUACCAUCCCUGUGGCAUCCAGAUUCUUGUGUGCUCUGUGACUGGUUUUACCUGGUUGUCCAGUUUUGAAGCAGUAUAUGUUUAAUUCUUUGUAGUAUACAUUACACUCGAUUUCUUUCCAGGACUGUAAAUUGCGUUCUGUUGCUUUCUUGGUAUGUCAGUGAAGAAACUAGAGAGGUCAGAUCUGUCUGUGAAAUGUCGCCAUUAAAUAUUUAGCUUUGUA
Messenger RNA from Morone saxatilis (striped sea-bass), 2326 nucleotides. RefSeq names its product polymerase (DNA-directed), delta interacting protein 3 (gene poldip3). Gene Ontology annotation, biological process: mRNA export from nucleus. Gene Ontology annotation, molecular function: mRNA binding. NCBI's taxonomy places the organism in Eukaryota, Metazoa, Chordata, Actinopteri, Moronidae. Gene Ontology annotation, cellular component: nucleus. The record is from RefSeq and is a predicted model, not a curated record.